Messenger RNA from Beta vulgaris subsp. vulgaris (sugar beet), 1681 nucleotides. Its product is annotated as methylthioribose kinase. The record is from RefSeq and is a predicted model, not a curated record. The coding region runs from base 176 to 1435 and encodes 419 amino acids. The transcript has 6 exons. Gene Ontology annotation, molecular function: S-methyl-5-thioribose kinase activity. Lineage: Eukaryota; Viridiplantae; Streptophyta; Magnoliopsida; Caryophyllales; Amaranthaceae.
UUGACAAAACCCCGGAUAGACACGGAGAAAUUUCCCUUCCAACGCCGGUCAUGCCGCUUUAUUCUCUGUUUUAAACUUUAACAAACCAAAACUCCUCCAUCAACCAAGCUUCAAGCCUUCAACACACACACAUACUCUCUCUCUCUCUCAUAUUCGCUCUCCAGCACCAGUAAAAAUGUCAACAUUUGAUGAAUUCAGACCACUUGACGAGAAAUCACUCGUGGAAUACAUUAAAGCAACCCCUUCUCUCUCCUCUUUACUUGGUGUCUCCGACGAUUUGCAGAUCAAAGAAGUCGGCGAUGGCAACCUUAACUUUGUCUAUAUCAUUGUCUCUCCUUAUACUUCUGUUGUCAUCAAGCAGGCUCUUCCUUACAUACGUUGCAUAGGGGAAUCAUGGCCAAUGACUAAAGAACGUGCAUAUUUUGAGGCGACGACAUUAAAGAAACAUGGUAGUUUGUGUCCUGCUCAUGUUCCAGAGGUUUAUCAUUUUGAUCGUAUGAUGUCUUUAAUUGGCAUGCGUUAUCUGGAACCUCCACACAUUAUCCUUAGGAAAGGUUUGAUUGCUGGAGCUGAAUAUCCAUUGCUUGCUGAACACAUGGCAGAAUAUAUGUCAAGGACUUUGUUCUACACCUCUCUUCUUUAUACUACCACAACGGAGCAUAAACGUGCAGUUGCUGAAUUUUGUGGAAAUGUGGAGUUGUGCCGGCUUACUGAGCAAGUUGUAUUCUCUGAUCCCUAUAGAGUAUCUGAAUAUAAUCGUUGGACCUCUCCUCACCUUGAUCAUGAUGCUGAGGCAGUUCGUGAGGACAAUGUCCUGAAGCUUGAAGUAGCUCAAUUGAAAUCAAUGUUCUGUGAAAGGGCUCAAGCCCUUAUUCAUGGAGAUCUCCACACCGGUUCUGUCAUGGUUACGCAGGAUUCAACUCAAGUGAUUGAUCCAGAAUUUGCCUUCUAUGGGCCAAUGGGAUUUGACAUAGGAGCCUUUCUUGGGAAUCUUAUUUUAGCCUUCUUUGCUCAAGAUGGACAUGCAAAUCAAGAAAACGACCGAAAGACUUACAAGAAAUGGAUCCUCAAGAUCUUCGGAGAGACUUGGAAUCUUUUCCACAAAAAAUUUAUCACACUGUGGAAUGAAAAUAAGGAUGGUCCCGGUGAGGCAUAUCUUCCACAUAUCUAUAACAACCCUGAUGUUUGGCAACUCAUACAGACAAACUAUAUGCGAGAUCUGUUCCAUGAUUCCCUUGGAUUCGGGUCUGCGAAAAUGAUUAGGAGAAUUGUCGGAGUGGCACAUGUUGAGGACUUUGAAUCAAUAGCAGAUGCUGCUAAACGAGCUGAUUGUGAGAGAAAAGCACUCAAUUUUGCGAAAAUGCUCAUGAAAGAAAGGAGGAAGUUUGUAUCUAUUGAGGAUGUAGUUUCGGCCAUAGAACAAGUUGAUUUAUAAGGUUCUCUUAUGCACAGAUUACAUUACUCGGCAGAUUUUCUUAGAGUAGUUUGGGGAAUUAUUGAUAGCUUCCCCUGAGAUUAUGAUCUACGAGUGUGUUGAUUGUAAUACAUCGUGUAGAAGAAACAUUACAUCUAGACUCUAUUGAACUAAUAAUCUUUUCUUGAGCUCGAUGCAAAAUAGGCGGACUGGAUGUAUACGACCUUGUCAAAUAAGUUCACGAUAUUUAUAGAGUUUAUUUUUGUA